Messenger RNA from Strigops habroptila (Kakapo), 2944 nucleotides. It is a transcript of the gene MALSU1, whose product is annotated as mitochondrial assembly of ribosomal large subunit 1. The record is from RefSeq and is a predicted model, not a curated record. The coding region runs from base 30 to 692 and encodes 220 amino acids. The transcript is spliced from 4 exons. Lineage: Eukaryota; Metazoa; Chordata; Aves; Psittaciformes; Psittacidae. Gene Ontology annotation, cellular component: mitochondrion. Gene Ontology annotation, molecular function: ribosomal large subunit binding. Gene Ontology annotation, biological process: negative regulation of translation; negative regulation of ribosome biogenesis.
GGCCGCGGCGGCGGAGCGCGGGGGUGGGCAUGUGGCGGGCGGUGGCGGCAGGACGGAGGGUGCUGCGGCCCGUCUCCGCCGCGGCGGGGGGUGCCCUCCGCCCGCAGCCGCCCCGCCGCGUGGCAGGGGCUCCCCGCGGGGGGGGCGCGCCGGCGCGGGGCGCGGCAGGCGACGCAGGCGGAGCUGGGGCGCUGGGGGCGGCGGCGGAGCGGCCUCAGGUGGCAGAUACUGUUCUUCCGAAGUUCAACAUUGACUUUGUUGUAGCUCUGCUGAGGCAAGAAAAUGCUAAAGACAUUUGUGUCAUCCAGCUACCUCCAGAAAUAAAAUACUGUGAUUAUUUCAUAAUCGUGAGCGGAUCUUCAACACGGCAUCUCCAUGCAAUGGCACAGUACAUGCUGAAAAUGUACAAGUAUCACAAAGAAGAAAGCGAUCCUCGUACUCGGGUUGAAGGAAAAGAAACAGAUGACUGGCUCUGCAUUGAUUUUGGCAGCAUCGUGGUGCAUUUCAUGCUGCCAGAGACACGAGAGGUUUAUGAAUUGGAGAAGCUAUGGACUCUUGGUUCCUACGAUGACCAGUUGGCACAGAUGACUCCACAGUCACUGCCAGAAGACUUUAUCUUUAGACUGACUCCUAGCAGCAGCGAUCAUCUGGAGAAAGAACUUCAUGAAGCUUUUGAGGGGAAAGAGAAAUGAACGUGCCUGUGCAGGUCUGGGAGGCACAUACAGGCUUCAUUACUGACUUAGCAGUCACUGCAGUUGAUCAGUACAGAACAGUGUAUUUAUUGGAUGUACCUAACUAAAGUUUUGAACAAGCUACAAAGAUGAUCACUCAUGGUAAUCUUAAGGUUGGAAAGGAAACCUUGCUGAGUCCAGCCAUAAAAUGUCAAAGAAGGAAUCCUAUCAUAAGGGAGUUUCCUGGGGCAGUCACUAUUGCAGUGGAAUUUGCAGUGAGAAGAGCAGGGCAAAGAGCUGCUUAAGCUACUUACCCUGAAACUCAUGCUUAGCCUCUAGAGUAAUUGCUUUUCUUUGAAAGACCUGCCUGUAGAAGCAAUGCAAGAAGACUUGAGUUCUGCAAGAUAAAACUAUGUGAAAUAGUACCGUUUAGAUGAGGCUUCUGGUAUUAAGCCGUUUGCUUCUGGUCAAGAUGAAGCAAAUCAUGCUCUGCACUGAAGAAGAAAAAAAAAACAACCUGGUGUUACUGAGCGUAUAAGCCAAGAGCAGCAGUGACAAAUAAAUGUGCCUUGAGUUAACAAAACAGUAAGUGAGUUUUCAGCCAAGGCCAAUCUGUUUUUAAUAACAGUAAUAAAAAACUCAGCCCUGAAGAGCUUCAGUUCCUUGUCUUUAUGUGAAAUCAUUCAGCUCAUUCUAAGUGUGCAGUUGGCUCCUUCCCUAGUUUUCCUCUCACCUGGUUUGUGGCAAAGGACACUAAGGCAAUGCAGUAUGACGGUGUAAACCUCCAGCUCCUUUGAAGUGGGCAAAAGUAGCUCUAAAGUAAGCCCUUCGUCACUGAGCAUUACUUGCUGUUGCUGGGCUCUUUAGCACUUCCACAGGUCAUUGCACAGCGUGUUCUUAGUCUGAUUGCUGCACAGUCUAAUAACCAGUUAGUAGAGCUUCAAGAUGGUAACAAAACUUGUCUGUGUAGAGCAAGAUGCUUUUCUCCACUACAGGACAGGGGCUUUUGUCACUAGAUUAGGAUCUCUUCCUUCUGGAGAAGUUAGCUCUGCUGUGCAUCAGGAAGCAGGAACAGUAGAUCUUGAGGGUAAUCACUUUUCCCCCUGCAGCCCCACAAAAUACUUCAAGGCCAUGUUUGCAUCUGUUCCCUGCACAGCAGCUGCUGUUUGUAACGCUCAAAGUGACCUUGUUUUUAAUGCUUGUGGUUGUGGUGUUUAGGGGGAAGGGCUGGGUUUGUUUUUAAGAAGCAACUAACCAACCUUCUCCUUCGUUUCUGAUUGGUCACGUUUUCUUGCUGUGCCUAGGCUCUGUUCCUUGGGCAACAACUGCCCCCGAGCUCACCUGCUGUUCAAUACCAGGCAGCAGAUAGUUCUGCAAAUUAAACAAGACCAUUUAUUAAAUGUAGUUAAACUAUGCAGAUAGAUAAAACAUCUUUGCCCACAAAAUAAAUGUACUGGUGGCAAGUCUGGCUACAGAGAAAGAUUUUCAGAAUGCUUCAUGAUAUUUGUAAGUAAUCCACAUGGGGGAAAGAUAACCUUGGCUGUCUUAGAGUGAUGGGUUCUAAAUCAGGCAUUUUCUCCUAGGAGAGGUACGUAGGAGUAACUUUGGAUCAUUCCCUGAAACCGUUUGCCUUUUACUGCUGUGGCUGAAGAUAAGUAAUGCUAGAUGAAUAGGGGCAGGCUCAGCAAACAUUAUGCAGCUAUAUGAAUCCAUAUUUAGUAACUGGAACCACAUACAGUAUCCUGUAACAAAAAGAGCACUCAGAAAAGAACAGAAAAAGGUAGGGAACUGCUUCCCUGGGAGCAGGCUAGGACUCUGACAGCUGCAAAGGGUAAUUGAUAGUCUGUAAGGCAAGACAAAGUGAAAAUAAAAUGAACUGAAGAGACAAAAAACAGUAAAAUAAAAAGUGUAACAGAAUUUACUGCCAAAGCACAUUGUAAAGAGAAGUUAUGUGGAACAUCCACUGGUUGGUAUUAAACAAUCAGAACUGCAGGCUCAGGAAAAGAGCUGCCUCAUCUGCCAUUGAACAGAAGCAGUCACAGUCUGUGCAGAGCUACUGCCAGGCCCCAACCAGGUUACUUGCCUGCCCAGGGAGCCUUUGACACGGCCCUCGUAAAGCUGGGAUCUGGGAAUUAGAGCUGCUUUAGAUGGUCAGUACUGUGCAACAUUAAACCCCUUUUGAAGGGGAAACAUCUGGGAAUGGUUUCAGUUCUAUGGAUCAGGCGAUUUCUGUGUAAAAUAAAAAAAACUGAGCAGCUUGUCCAGUGAGUCUA